CCUUGGAAAAAUUAGAAGGAGUUAGUGCAGUUUGAGCCUCCUGUUCUACGUUCAACUCUACCUGGAACUCAGUUGUUUUUCUUGCCACUGGGUUAGACACAGGUUUUCAUCCAAAAAUGGAUUGGAAGACAUUCCAAGGUCUUUUAAGUGGUGUGAAUAAGUACUCAACUGCCUUUGGACGUAUAUGGCUGUCUGUGGUAUUUGUGUUUCGGGUUCUUGUGUAUGUGGUUGCUGCAGAGAAAGUAUGGGGUGAUGAGCAGAAGGAUUUUGACUGCAACACAAGGCAACCUGGCUGCACCAAUGUCUGCUAUGACCACUACUUCCCCAUCUCUCAUAUCCGACUCUGGGCCCUACAGCUUAUCUUUGUUACCUGUCCAUCCCUUUUAGUCAUCAUGCAUGUAGCUUACAGAGAGGACCGAGAGAAAAAGCAUAAGUUGAAGAAUGGUGAAAAUUGCUCCAAGUUAUAUUCUAACACAGGCAAGAAGCAUGGUGGUCUGUGGUGGACCUAUCUACUAAGUCUCUUUUUCAAGACGGGAAUAGAAAUCACCUUCCUAUACAUUCUGCACAAAAUGUGGGACAGUUUUGAUCUCCCGCGCCUUGUCAAGUGUACCAAUGUGGACCCAUGUCCUAACAUUGUUGAUUGUUAUAUAGCCCGGCCCACUGAGAAGAAGGUAUUCACCUACUUUAUGGUAGCAGCCUCAGCUAUGUGCAUUGUCUUGAGUAUCUGUGAAAUAUUUUACCUCAUUUUCAAGAGGAUGUUAAACUGCGUAAAUAAGUACAAGAAGUCCAGCAAUCGUUCUGUUACUUACAGCAAAGCUUCCACCUGUCAGUGUCACAUCCGACUAGACAACAUGGACAAAAAACCCUUAAACAAGACAGUGGAAUCUCUACGAGCCUCUGCACCCGACCUGACAUCUAUGUAGGAAGAAGGAUCUGUGUUGGGCAUUACAAAACGAUAAAGAGUACAAUUACAUACUUAUCUGGAGUGAAAGAAAGCCUGCCAGUUUAUUCACUGGGACAUACUUUACACUGGCAGUUUGAACACCAGUGACCGUGAGGAGUGUUUUGUGCCAAAAAAGGCAUCUCCCGAGAUACUUUGCUGCCUAACCAAUGGUUGGAUGUCCAGAAUACUCUUACCUUACGUUUACAAGAUAUGGAUUAUUUGAUUGUGGAAACAAAAUACUACGAUUUUGUACAUCAUAAAAACCAUAGCUUUUGUACUACAUUAUGGACUCUUUUGGGUGAACAAUUUUAUAAAUCCAUGACUUAGCAUUUCAUAGAUUGGUAAAUAGGUAUAAUUAUCCUAGAGCCAACGAAGGACAAUUUCAAACUAUUGCUACACUGCCAACGUUUAUGCUGUUAAGCUACACCAUAUGAAUUACAGGUGCAAUUACUGUUCAAUCAGACUAGAAAGUUGUACAGAUGCACAGUUUUCUUGCCUGAAACACAAAACUUUAGUCCAGAAUCAAUAAAACCAAAUAUUCAGACAUUCUAAAACCUUUGUCCAAAAUUAACCUGGCAGUUUUUUUUUAAAUGAUAGCUAUUGUUAGUAUAUGUAUAUACUGUAUGCUGUAAAUAAGGGAAUGGAAGUGUAUAAAUAUGCCUUUCUCCUGUAGUAAUCAUGAUGGGUAAAAUAGUUGGAAUCUAUCGCUAUAUCUGCCUGAAAAGAUUUUUGUGCAUUAGUCUGAGCUCUUGAGGAGCUUGUGUAACACACAUACCUGUAUGGCACUCAGAGGAUUUGAUGUACA
Spea bombifrons (plains spadefoot toad) is the source of this 1748-nucleotide messenger RNA. RefSeq names its product gap junction beta-3 protein-like. Lineage: Eukaryota; Metazoa; Chordata; Amphibia; Anura; Pelobatidae. The record is from RefSeq and is a predicted model, not a curated record. Gene Ontology annotation, biological process: cell communication. The coding region runs from base 117 to 923 and encodes 268 amino acids. The transcript is spliced from 2 exons. Gene Ontology annotation, cellular component: connexin complex.